Messenger RNA from Carcharodon carcharias (great white shark), 1158 nucleotides. Its product is annotated as beta-arrestin-1-like. Gene Ontology annotation, molecular function: G protein-coupled receptor binding. The record is from RefSeq and is a predicted model, not a curated record. Gene Ontology annotation, biological process: signal transduction; G protein-coupled receptor internalization. Lineage: Eukaryota; Metazoa; Chordata; Chondrichthyes; Lamniformes; Lamnidae. The transcript is spliced from 13 exons. Gene Ontology annotation, cellular component: photoreceptor inner segment; photoreceptor outer segment. The coding region runs from base 1 to 1158 and encodes 385 amino acids.
AUGUGGUACUUGUCUGGUGCAAGCAGUCUAUUCCAUCACAACACACCAGGAAAGAUGAGCAACGACCAGACCCAGAGUAUCCCUGCUCCCAGUGUGGUCAUUGCCAAGAUGAACUCUCCACCUACAGCUCCUAAAAACAUUGUCUUCAAAAAGACUACCCGUGACAAAUCGAGGCAACAUUACAAGAAGGAGACAAAAGAACAGAUUGCUGUCUACUUGGGCAAGAGAGACUUUAUAGAUCAUGUCACCCAUAUUGAUCCCGUGGAUGGUGUGAUUGUAUUGGAUACUGGGUACAUAAAGGAUAUGAAAGUUUUUUGCAGACUGCUCUGUGCAUUCCGCUACGGACGUGAGGAUAUCGAUGUUUGUGGAUUGAAGUUCAGACGAGACCUGUAUAUGACCACGGUGCAAAUCUAUCCUCCUCCCUCGGGAGAAAAGUCUAAACCCCAAACCAAGUUGCAAGAGCAUUUAGAAAGGAAGUUUGGUGAUAAAGCUUAUUCAUUCUACUUCCAGUUCCCAGACUAUCUACCCUGCUCUGUAACCUUGCAGCCUGGUCCAAAGGAAAUUGAUAAGUGUUGCGGAGUGGACUUUCAAAUCUUGGCUUUCUGUGCAAAGUCUCUCAGCAUUGAUGAGAAUAUCUCCAAAAGGAGUUCUGUGUCCAUGGUUAUCCGUAAGGUGCAGUACGCUCCUGAUAAACCAAAUUUUCAGCCAGUGGCUAAAACUACUAGACAAUUUCUCAUGUCAGACAAACCUCUAUACCUAGAAGCAUCACUCAACAAAGAGAUUUUUUACCAUGGCGAGCCAGUUGAAGUCAGUGUUGAGGUGAUCAAUCAUUCCAGCAAGACUGUGAAGAAGGUUAAAAUAACAGUUGAUCAGUUUACGUCAGUGGUGCUGUUCUCGCAUGACACAUACAGCCUGGCAGUGGCUCAAGAAGAAGCGGAUGAACAGGUGGCUCCAGGUUCCACUCUAAAGAAGGUCUACACACUCUAUCCUAUAAUUGCUAAUAACAGUGAGAAGCAUGGUGUGGCACUGGAUGGCAAAAUCAGACAUGCGGACACCAACUUGGCUUCUACCACUAUCUUAAAAGAAGGAAUAGAUCAUGACGUUUGGGGAAUUCUCGUCUCCUAUAAAGUAAGGGUGAAGCUGGUUGUAUCUGGGUAA